This is a messenger RNA of Monopterus albus (swamp eel), 12133 nucleotides long. RefSeq names its product voltage-dependent N-type calcium channel subunit alpha-1B-like. Gene Ontology annotation, cellular component: membrane; voltage-gated calcium channel complex; neuronal cell body. Lineage: Eukaryota; Metazoa; Chordata; Actinopteri; Synbranchiformes; Synbranchidae. The record is from RefSeq and is a predicted model, not a curated record. Gene Ontology annotation, biological process: calcium ion import across plasma membrane; chemical synaptic transmission. The transcript is spliced from 49 exons. Gene Ontology annotation, molecular function: high voltage-gated calcium channel activity.
CACAGAGCCCUAUUUUAUUGGAAUAUUUUGUUUCGAGACUGGCAUCAAGAUCAUCGCCUUGGGCUUUGCCUUCCACAAAGGCUCCUACCUGCGUAAUGGCUGGAAUGUAAUGGACUUUGUGGUGGUCCUAACAGGGAUCCUGGCCACCGUGGGAGCUGAUUUUGAUCUGAGAACACUAAGGGCAGUGAGAGUACUGCGGCCGCUCAAACUGGUCUCUGGUAUUCCAAGUCUUCAGGUGGUGUUAAAGUCCAUUAUGAAAGCCAUGGUACCUCUGCUGCAGAUUGGCUUGCUGCUCUUCUUUGCUAUCCUCAUGUUCGCCAUUAUUGGCCUUGACUUCUACAUGGGCAAGUUCCAUCGUGCCUGCUUCAGGAUAGACACAGGUGAGCAGACAUCAGACUUCCCCUGUGGCCUGGAGACUCCGGCGAGGACAUGCGCCAAUGGCACCGUCUGUAGAGAGUACUGGAUCGGACCCAACUUUGGCAUCACAAACUUUGACAAUAUCCUCUUUGCUAUUCUCACCGUUUUCCAGUGCAUCACGAUGGAGGGAUGGGUGGACAUUCUUUACAACGCCAAUGAUGCCUCAGGGAACACGUGGAACUGGCUCUACUUCAUUCCCCUCAUCAUCAUCGGUUCCUUCUUCAUGCUCAACCUGGUACUGGGCGUGCUGUCAGGGGAGUUUGCCAAGGAGAGAGAACGAGUAGAGAAGAGGCAAGAAUUCCUGAAGCUCCGCAGACAACAGCAAAUAGAGAGAGAGUUAACUGGAUACCUGGAGUGGAUCUGCAAAGCAGAGGAGGUGAUGCUGGCUGAAGAAGACAAGAAUGCAGAGGACAAAUCUCUGGAUGGAGCGUGGUACAAAAGAAAACACACCAACUCUGUGCUGAAAAGGACAAAGAAGAGUAAGAAUGACCUCAUCAAUGCAGAGGAUGGAGAUGACCACUUCACUGACAUCUCAUCUGUUGCCCCCCCAGGGUCCCCAUUUGCCCGGGCCAGUGUGAAGAGCAAGAACGAGAGCUCGUCUUACUUCAGGAGGAAAGAGAAGAGGAUUCGCUUCACCAUCCGCCGUCUGGUCAAGUCCCAAAGCUUCUAUUGGACUGUGCUGUGUCUGGUUGGCCUCAACACACUGUGUGUAGCCAUAGUACACUAUGACCAGCCUGAGUGGCUCACCUAUGCACUAUACCUGGCUGAGUUUGUAUUCCUGGGCCUGUUUCUGGCAGAGAUGUCUAUGAAAAUGUAUGGCCUAGGACCACAGAAUUACUUCCACUCCUCAUUCAACUGUUUCGACUUUGGGGUGAUUAUUGGCAGUAUUUUUGAGGUGAUCUGGGCUGCUAUUAAACCUGGGGCCUCAUUUGGGAUCAGUGUGCUACGAGCUCUGAGACUGCUCAGGAUCUUCAAAGUCACUAAGUACUGGAACUCUUUGAGGAACCUGGUGGUAUCUCUGCUCAACUCCAUGAAGUCUAUCAUCAGCCUGCUGUUCCUCCUCUUCCUCUUCAUCGUGGUCUUUGCUUUGCUGGGCAUGCAGCUCUUUGGUGGCCAGUUUAAUUUUGAAGAUGAAACACCGACAACCAAUUUUGACACAUUCCCAGCAGCGAUUCUCACUGUUUUCCAGAUCCUAACUGGGGAGGACUGGAAUGCAGUCAUGUACCAUGGGAUUGAAUCACAGGGGGGUGUUCACAGGGGAAUGUUCUCCUCCAUUUAUUUCAUUGUUCUCACUCUCUUUGGAAACUACACACUCCUCAACGUGUUCUUGGCCAUUGCAGUCGACAACCUUGCAAAUGCCCAGGAGCUGACUAAGGAUGAAGAGGAGCAAGAGGAGGCCAUCAAUAAGAAACUCGCCCUCCAGAAGGCCAAGGAGGUAAAGGAGGUCAGCCCCAUGUCAGCCGCUAACAUUUCCAUAACAGCUUUUCUAACACGCAGUCGAGGUAACGUGCACUCUAGCAGCUCAUCCAUCUGCAGCGUUAACUCACUGAGUUAUGGCUACACUCCAGUCCAUCACUUCCUGAGUAAGGAGCAGCAGAAGUCAGUGAAGACCAUGUCAGUGUGGGAGCAGAGGGCCAAUCAGCUGAGGAGGCAGAAUCGGGCAAGUUGCGAGGCUUUGUAUAGUGAGUUGGAGCCUGAGGAGCGUCUCCGCCUGUCCUCAGCGCUUCACAUCCGGCCAGACAUGAAGACCCACCAUGACCGGCCACUACUUGUUGAGCCCUGUGAUGGGCCUUUCCUUGGUGGCCACCAGCACCACCGUCACAAGCCCUGCAUGUCAGAGGAGGCUGUGGCUGCUGCUGACCCUCCUUCUGUGCCUCACCAGCCCUGCCACCACCACCACCACAGAGACAGGGACCGGGCCAGAAUGAAAGAGGAGACAAAUGAUAAUGGUGAUACCACUAAAGAAGGUAGGCACCACAUCCAUCACAGCCGCUCCAAAGACCAUGACAGUAGCCGGGGCAAAGAGGGGAAAAGUGAGAGGUCCCAUAGCCGAGAGGGAGGCAGGAAGCAUCAUCAUCAGAGCUCAGUUGAUGACAGCGGAGGUGGAGGAGUCACAAGCGAGAGAGAGCAUCAUCAUCAUCAUUCCCACCGGCAGUCCCGAGGGGGCAACGGGACAGUGAAUAGUGGAGGGAGGGGAGAGCGAAGGUCCCGGCACAAAGAUGGACAUUCUUCGAACAAGGAUGGGGAUAGGAAUUCCAGAGGAGACAAUGGUGCCAAUACAGAGAGGAGGAGACAUCGGACUCAUGGAUCCAGGGGCCAAUCCACAGUUGAAGGAGAUGAGUCCAACGAGAGGGAGAAGACCCAUAGACACAGGGACAGGUUUGGUGACUCAGAGGGCGAGUCCCUAGCCAUGUCUCCCCAGCAGGGGCCUGGGGGGACUAACCGGCCUCCUGACCGACCAGAGGACUCAGACAACCAGAGGAACGUCAGACGAACUGGCCAAACCUCCGUCCAAAUUCCUCCUGUGACUAUUACCUCCCCACCUGGGGAGACCACCCUCAUACAAAUGAACAGUAUUGACUGUGAGACAAUGCCCAUGACUGAGAAGACUCUGGAGGAUCUAGGUCAAAGUGGACCCAAACCCAUCCUGCCUUACAGUUCCAUGUUCAUCUUUGGACAAACCAAUCCGGUGAGGCGGCUAUGUCACUACAUCGUGACUCUGCGUUACUUUGAGAUGUGCAUCCUAGUUGUCAUUGCUAUGAGCAGUAUUGCUUUGGCAGCAGAGGACCCUGUCUGGGCAAAUGCCCCUCGCAACAACGUGCUGAAAUAUCUGGACUAUGCUUUCACUGGUGUUUUCACUUUUGAAAUGGUGAUCAAGAUGGUGGACCUGGGCCUGCUGCUUCAUCCUGGAUCCUACUUCAGAGACCUGUGGAACAUUCUGGACUUCAUAGUUGUCAGUGGGGCGCUGGUGGCUUUUGCGUUUUCGAGCUUCAUGGGAACGCAACAAGGUGUGACCAGGGGGACCAAAGGCAAGGACCUCAGCACUAUCAAGUCACUGAGGGUUCUCCGAGUACUCAGGCCUCUCAAGACCAUCAAACGUCUGCCAAAACUCAAGGCGGUGUUCGACUGUGUGGUCAACUCUUUAAAGAACGUGCUCAACAUCCUCAUUGUUUACAUCCUCUUCAUGUUCAUCUUUGCCGUCAUUGCAGUUCAGCUCUUCAAAGGAAAGUUUUUCUACUGCACAGAUGCCUCCAAGGGCCUGGAGAAGGACUGCAAAGGACAGUUCCUAGAUUACGACAGAGAUGAGGUAGCUGCCAUGCCCAGAGAGUGGAAAAAAUAUGACUUCCAUUAUGACAAUGUGCUGUGGGCCUUCCUGACCCUGUUCACUGUCUCCACUGGGGAGGGAUGGCCAACUGUCUUGAAGCACUCUGUGGAUGCCACCUUUGAAGACCAGGGUCCCAGUCCAGGCUACCGAAUAGAAAUGUCCAUCUUCUAUGUGGUCUACUUUGUGGUCUUCCCUUUCUUUUUUGUCAACAUCUUUGUCGCUCUGAUCAUCAUCACCUUCCAGGAGCAGGGAGACAAGGUCUUGUCUGAGUGCAGCUUGGAAAAGAAUGAGAGGGCUUGUAUUGACUUUGCCAUAAACGCCAAACCUCUGACGCGCUACAUGCCCCAGAACACACAGUCCUUCCAGUAUAGAAUGUGGAAGUUUGUGGUCUCAGCCCCGUUUGAGUACUCCAUCAUGAUCAUGAUUGCUCUCAACACUGUGGUACUCAUGAUGAAGUUCCAUGGAGCUCCAGACUUCUAUGAAGCAAUGCUGAAGAACCUCAACAUAGUCUUCACCAUUCUCUUCUCUCUGGAGUGUAUCCUCAAGAUCAUUGCUUUUGGGCCUCUGAACUACCUAAAGGACGCCUGGAACGUGUUUGACUUUGUGACAGUGUUGGGCAGCAUCACUGACAUCCUGGUGACUGAAAUCAAUGACAGGCUUCUGAACCUGAGCUUCCUGAGGUUGUUCAGAGCCGCUCGGCUCAUUAAGCUGCUCAGACAGGGCUACACCAUCCGUAUCCUGCUGUGGACCUUCGUCCAGUCUUUUAAGGCCCUGCCGUAUGUUUGCCUGUUGAUUGCUAUGCUGUUCUUCAUUUAUGCCAUCAUUGGGAUGCAGGUGUUUGGCAACAUUGAACUGAAUGUGGAAACAGCUAUUAAUCACCAUAACAACUUCCGUACCUUCCUCCAGGCUCUCAUGCUACUGUUCAGGAGUGCAACUGGUGAGGCCUGGCACGAGAUCAUGUUGUCCUGUCUGAGUCAUCGAACUUGUGACGAGCGAUCAGGGACCCAUGGGCAAGAGAGUGGCAGCGAUUUUGCCUAAUUCUACUUUGUGUCUCUGCUCCUUCUGUGUGUGUUCCAGAUGCUGAACCUCUUUGUGGCUGUCAUAAUGGAUAACUUUGAGUACCUAACCAGGGACUCCUCCAUCCUGGGGCCUCAUCAUCUCGAUGAGUUCAUCCGGGUUUGGGCCGAGUAUGACCCGGCAGCUUGUGGCCGUAUCAAGUACCUCGAUAUGUAUCAGAUGCUGCUCCACAUGUCCCCACCCUUAGGUUUGGGAAAGAAAUGUCCGCCAAGAGUCGCCUACAAGCGCCUUGUCAAAAUGAACAUGCCUAUCGCUGAUGACAACACCGUCCACUUCACCUCCACGCUGAUGGCCCUGAUUCGCACCGCCCUGGAGAUCAAAUUGGCCUCAGGUAUGGUAGCCCAGCGAUUAUGUGAUGCUGAGCUAAAGAAGGAGCUGUCGACAGUGUGGCCCAGCCUCUCUCAAAAGACAAUGGACCUGUUGGUGACACCACAUAAACCCAAUGAACUGACAGUAGGGAAGGUUUAUGCAGCCCUCAUGAUCUUUGACUACUACAAGCAGAAUCGGGCGAGGAGGCUGCAGCUGCUGCAGCAGCAGCAGCAGAAUCCAUCAGGCUCCCAGUGCAAGGUCGGGGCUUUGUUUAAGCCAUUGCUGCCUCUGACUCACAUGCAGGAGAAAGAUCUGCCUAUGAUGCUAAACAGUGUGGAGCCUCCCAGCAUGCUUCAGCCCCAGCCCAAAUCCCAUGCCAAGUCCCAGCAACAGACCAGACCUAGCCCCAACUCCCUCAACAAUGGAGGCACACUGCCAGGUCAUGAUCACAGCAUCAAGGCAUCAUCUUCCUGGGUGAUGGAGAAACCCAAGGAAGUGCCCCGAGCUAAGACUAAAAGAACCACGUCCAGGGGCCCGUCAGAGGACAAACCAGACACUGCUGCCAUCGAGGAGUCAGUGGAGAUGAGGAAGAUGGAGCCCAGUGCCAGCAGUACACUCCCAGUCCCUGGCUUAGGUCUGGAGAACCAGGGUAGAGCUGCUUCUAUGCCUCGACUCAAUGCCGAGCUGCAGCGGAGCCAAUCCCACUACUCUCCAGGGAGCCAUCUAGCUUCUGUCCCUGAUGCCAGCCUUAUGAAGCGCUCAGCCUCCACUGUGGCCCCACAGUGCCCCCAGGAGGUCAGUGUGAGAGACUACACCUUGGAUAAACCCAGCCAGGAACGACCACACCACCACCACCACCACCACCACCGCUGCCAUCACCGCAGAGACAGAGAGAAGAGGCAGAGGUCUCUGGACACACCUCUGGGUGGACAACCCCCCAGCUCUACUGGUGCACCAGGUGAGGCGGCGUCUGACCAAACUGUCUCCAGAGAGCGAGCCCAUGACCGCGGACGCUCCCACGAGAGGAAACACCACCAGUCCUCAGUAGACAAGCAGCGCUACUACUCCUGUGACCGCUACUGCAGCCGGGAGCACUGCCACGCCAAAUCUGCCACUGCCAGCUGUGCCGCCUCCAACAGUGAGGGGCAGGACACCAGCACCAAGCAGGGCAGUGGUUGGGUUAAAGGCAGCCCAGUGGCACUGAGCUCCAGUUCUAGCACACCAAGCCGCGGACGCCGGCAGCUCCCCCAGACUCCCCUGACCCCACGACCAGGGGUGGCCUACAAGACUGCCAACUCCUCUCCUGUGCACUUUGUGUCCAGCCAGGUUUCAUUGAGUCCUGGCCGGCUAAGCCGUGGUGUGUCGGAGCACAACGCCCUCCGGCACAUUGGCUUCCACCACUUUCCCUGUCCUGUUACUCGUAUCAGUUCAGAGCCCUUCUUGGGCCGGGACAACAACGAGGUCCAUAGCAGCCCCUACGGCAGCCUCCGGGACCAACUGGACGUCUUCCAGGAUGCAGCGUCACUGUCGCCUAGGCACUGUGCCAUACGCUCUUCUCGGACCAUAUUGCCUCACAUGAUGGGAGCCCUGCUUCCUUCUUCGCAGCAGAAUCUUGGGGUGCCCAAUGGCUACCAUUUCAGCCUCGGGGGCAACACCAGCCCAGGCUCUGGUGUCAGGGCACCCAGGUAUUACCAAGAGGCAGAGGAGGAUGAAUGGUGCUAGCAUGGCUUUAAACAAACCUUUUAAAUGCAUUUUUGAAGAAUUGUGAUGAGUUUUAUCAUCUUCUUUGAAGGCUUUACUUUACAUUGUCACUGUGUGUUUAAUGCUGUAUUUCAGUCCUAACUUGGAGAGCUAAGAUUAGGAAGAACUUUAAACAGGGAGAAAUGUUGGAGUGGGUAAUAUUUGAAUGUGAACAAAAAAUAUCAUCUAAUCAAAGGGCACAUAGCAUUAUGAAACAGAAGAGUAGCAGAUUUUUUAUCAAUAUUGGAUGUUUUACAGUAGUUGUCCUUGAUUUGCUUUGGCUUCAGUGUUGUGCUGACACAACCAUGCAACCCUCAAACGAAAUCACAUUAUAAACACAGACUACACAUUAAGAUGAUAUGUCCUGACUUUAAAGGGUGAAGCUAACCCACCAGACCGUGUGUCAUUCAUAACCCCAGCCUGUAUUCUGGGGAGCCCAUUCUAGUAAACACAAGUGCUGGUGUGUUUUGCUAUUGCACAUGCUGCUUUUUUCUAAACAGGGCUUUUUAGUGAAGUGGGAGAGUUUGUGUAGCAUUUUUUGACAAAUAGCAAUUAGCAAACACCUUUUUUUCUGCCAUUUAGGGACGCAACAACUUAUGGGCCAGGGAACAAAAAAAAAAAGUUAGUUAAUUCAUCAUUUAGAACCAUUUUAAUGUUAGAGUGCACCACAUACACAAUAAUGAAAGCGGCACAUGUAAAAGAAGGGUUUUCACAAUAAUGUAAAUACAUCUAAAGGCAAUGCCACACUCAAGAUGAGAAAUUUUGCCUUCUUCCACAUCAAUAUUACUCCCAGCAGCACAACAUACUAUGUAAUAUGCCAUUUUGUUUUAAGCUGUAAGCAAAGUUAGUGAAGGUUUGAAAUGUUUGAGAGUCACUAUGGGACUGCUUGCACUGCGAGUCAUGGGAAAACAGGUCAAUAGUUUGGUGAAAUGAUAGCAUAAAAUGUUGGAAAAGCUCAAAGACAUUAUGACACUGUACAAAUGGGUGUGUUCUUUAGUUUAGGACUCUACCAUUCCAUGAUGAUGCCUAGUCCUUUCUGACAUUCCUUAUGUGUCAGCUGAACAGAUGAAGUGCUCUCACACAGGUAGUGAGAUUUUUUUUUUCAUGUUAAAUGUUUCUUGCAAACUUUAAGAGAAGCACUGCAUGGUAGUAAAAAGUACCUGACUGACUGAUUUGUUUUCUAUAAAUAUUUCCUUGUAGAUGUUCUCCUUUCAUAGUGUGCAUUUUUGUAUGACAUGAAAAAAACAUACUGGAGAUGUGUUUUAUGUGAAAUGCUUAUGGUUUUCCAUUGUUUCAGGUCUAAUGUUUCUUACAGACUUCUUUGCGAUGUUUUAAGACAAAGUGCCUAUCCUUUUAGAUAUACUGUAGAAAAAGAUGCAAUGUCAACUGUUUUCUAAUGCAUCCACACUUGAGUAGAUGUUUGAUUCAUUCUGUGUGUAGCUCUGCAGGACAACUUGUACAGAAAGCCUUAUCUGCAAGCAGAGAAACAAAACCUACAGUAACAUAUGCUUAAAAUACAGGAAUGAAAAAAAUACCUUAUAAAAGUUGAUUAUUUUUCUUGUUUUUGAUAAACCAUAAAUCAUGUAUUGGGGGGAAAUUGUGGAAAUGCUAUGCGAGCAUGUAUCAGUUCAGUUACACACUGUGCCGGUGACACAUUGUGCAUGUUUAGAUUGUAGGAGUUGUCAACUACCUGCUGUGACCACCUUGUAGAGUUUGCUUUUUACAAAUCUUGACAGAGGUCACAGUGUGAGUCCAUCAAGCUCCUGUCUUUUUUGAAAUACAGUGUGUGUUGGUCAGGUGAUGUCUAACAGGAUGGGGAGUGUGGUGGUGGUGGGCAGUCUGACUCUUUAUGGCUAUUUAAGUUAAACCAGACUAUGUGUGUGUGCGUGUGUACUAAACUAUGGUAAGCAUCAGCUUUUGUAGAUAUAUUUUACAUUUAUAAGCCCAGUUGGUUGUUUCAUGGUGGUUUUUCAUAUACUCAUAAAUAACUGGCAAAAAAUUGAUGUUGUAAUGUCAUGCUAAGCUAUUUCCAGCAGCUAAAGUACAGUACCAUGUAGUUUGACAGCAGGAAAUGUUACAGUCAUUUAAUUCGGUCAUGUUAAACAUCAGGCUUUGGCAUCAAAAUGAAAAAAAGGUUUAUUUUUUACAGGUGCCAGUUUGCACUGGUGUUCAAAGUUUACACAAAGAUGAAACUGAUUGUGAAAGAGCUCAACUGACUGACUUCAACAGGAAAGAAACCGCAAUACAACCGCGUUAUUAUCUGUAUCCCAAUUCCAUAAUUCUAAACAGGUUUCGGAUGUGUGCAGUAGUGUGUUCAAAAAAGCUUUGUAUACUCCAAGAUGUGUCUAAAUUUGCCUGACUUUCUGGUGUGUUGUUGAUGGAUGAUGCAUUGCACAAGGGAGGAUCACCAUUGUUACAAGAUGAUGCUUGCAGUUUCUGUACUAGGGCUCUGCCUAUAAGAUCAGUAAACUUUUUAAAAAUUUACUUUACUUAUUAUCUGCAAGAGUUCAAACUAGCAUCUCACAACAUGCUAGUGGAGGAGCUGCUCACAGCUGGAAAAACAUUUUUGAGGCUUGAAGAAAUUUGAGGAAGAUCUUGGAAAACAGCAAGAAAAAAAAACUAAUUUUUUCUCAAGCACAUUUAACUUUCAUUUUGUCAAAGGUGCAUUAACUAAGAUUUUACACAUUGAUAAUUCAAGUGAAAAUGGGAUGGUAAAUGGUGUCUCAGCUAGGCUAUAUUACCCCGUCUGUGGUAGUCAGUCACUUACCACUGUUCUGUUGUUAUUCCAGCUUCUCUGUUAUCCAAAUGGGCUAAAUUAGCCCUGUCUGCCAUAAAGCAGAGGGUUUUUCAAACCGCAAGUAGCAAGAAGGUUCAGACAGCCAGCCAUGGAGGAGCUCUCAUCAGCUAAAAGUCUGAAACAGUGGCUGCCAGACCAAAGAGCAAAGACCGAGGUUACCAUCGGUUUGGCUUUUUGACACAGAGGAUGUUAAAAGCAAGUCAAAGGAUUCAGAUUUUAUUCAGAUAUGGUGGUGUUCUUUCUGGAUGUGUUAGCAUCUAAAACUAAUGUGAUUAUCUAGGUAACAUGAGCAACCCAGCGUAGUCAUGAUUUCACCUUUGUAUUGAAUGAAUGUUUUUAAUCAGGGAGCAAUUUAAGCUUUGUGUAAUGUUUGUGCUUUGUGUCACCUUAAAUCGGUAAACUGCCAGUCUUGUCACUUGACACUAUACCGCUGCAAAUGCUGUUAUUCAGCUAGCGCUAGCUUUGGUCUGGAGGCUGCCCUUUGUACAGUUGGUCACAACCAAGCGAUGUGGCCGGUGACUGCUCAUCAGAGACAGAGCUCCGUAAUUCAUGUUGUUACUUCAGAAAACAGGAUGGGAGAGGCAAAGAGUGGUAUGGAAUGGUUUCUGGUGGGAGUUUGUUUAGAGUGACUGAAAAGAAAUUAGGUAGAGCACCUUAAAAUUUAAUAGGCUUUAUAAUCUGCAGUUUGAUUGAUGUCCACACCUGAUCCUUUCCUAUUGGUACAAUGUGAUAAAGUACACUGAUUUCUUGUAUGGUAUUUGCAAAAUCAAUAUACUGCAGAGUGCCAGGCUUGGAGGAUGGUACCAUUAUUUCUGUUUGAGUUUAAAAAGUCUGAAAAAGAUAGGCUGGUAGAUAUCUUUUGGGGAAUUGUAAACCAGACAAGACAUUUUACAGUGUUAACUUGUUUUAUGGUGAGCAAACUCUAAUGGUGACACGGUUUCAAAAUGGUCUCAAACAUAGCUGUCUGUCUGUACCUGCUUUUCUUGUGGUUUACUGAUCAACAUAUACACUGAUACUGAUGUAUCUGUUAAUUUAUAAUAAAUACUGUAAACUAUUCAUAUGUUAUAAGGAAUUGGGACACAGCUAAAUAUAGAAUGUACAGAACUACCAGACUGAUAUUUAGCAAUGGUCAGAAGUGGAUCUGAGAGUGCUGGAGGCCCAUGCCUGCCCUACUCCCUCACUGAUCUCUGCUUCCAGUUUGAAGGUCUCCAGCUCAGAGCUCUAGAAAUACAUCUGCACCAUCUGUCAGUCGCAUAGCUCCGGAGAACUGUCUGUUGAUGCCUGAAACUGUGCUGUGCUCUGAACAAGAUACUGUAUGUAGGUUGAUUUACAACACACACUCGUUACUGUAUAUGCAACUUGUUUGAUACAUGACUAGCAUCAACAUCAGAUUGUCCUUUUAUGAAAUUAUAAUGUAAUGUUGUGCAUUCAAAUCACAGCAAUCUGCAACAUGGGGAAAGACAAACUUUUGCAGCAGUUGAUUGGCUGGAAAAUACUAAUGGGGGAUUUCUUGAAAGCCUCUAGCCCCCCAGAAUUUAGAAGGAAAAAGAUGGGGGCCUUGUUCAGCCACAGUGACACACACUAUGGAUCAGACACAAUCUGAAGGUAAGAGUGUAGGGCUAUGCAACAAGAAAAACUCAUUUCUCCACUAAUUCUGUAGCUUUACAUGCUGGUCUCUCUAGAUUCAGGCUUCAGCAUGAUUGUGACCAAAUGUUUUAUAGAAAAUGCAAACGAAAAUGUAAAAAAGGCUUAAAUGCAUAAAGGCACAAAGCAUAAACAAGAAACAAUAUUUAGGACUACAGCAACUGUAUACAUAUAUUUGCAUGCAUACAUUUACCCACUUCAACAUUGUCAAAUGGAAAUCCCAUGGCUCAAAAUGGCCGGUGUGUCCUGUUCACACACCUCAGUAAAAUGGUUUUGAUGGGUCAGCCUUGAAUACUGUCAAAGUGAUUCUUUUGGUCAAAGACAGGAACACAUUCUUCUGCAGAUACUGUACAUUCAUUGUUGUAAUGCUUCUGUCACACUGGCAGAAAAAUCCUCAGAAUAUCUGUACCUUCUUAAACUCUGCAGCCUCUGUAUUGCAUCAACAGAAAACGUAUCUGUGCCCAAGUCUGGACAAAUCGGACAUCAAACAUUAAAAGUGAUGCAGUCUCUUUUUUCUGCAUACAUUUGGCAAAGUAAAUGUGGCUUUUUCUUGAGAAAAUUCAGAUGUUUGCAUGUUCUAACAAUGUAUGUGCAUGUAGAAAACUUAGUACUUUUAGAUACUAUGUGUUAUUUUGUUGUUGAUUUUUAAUAUUUGAUAUAAACUGUGGGGUUUGUUGAAAAGACACAUUUCUAUUAAAACCAGUAUUGAAAAUUGCUGAUAGUUCCACUCUGUGCAGCAGAACAGGAAGAUCCAUUUAUUUGGGUCUUGGAAUUCAGUGAAAUGUUUGUUUGCCUGAUUUUAUGUUUCCUGGCCAGACUUUGAA